CUUCGUUCGGGCUCAACGGGAGCCUGUUGGAAGGUUAUCUUGUUUCCAACCGAGCAGAACUUGAAGAGAAAGGAGUCUCUUUCUCGCAGGGUACAACUGUCCCGAAGAUAACGAAGAAUUUGAUUGCGUGUAGACGUUUCGCAUGACAAAGCACCUUACAGCAGCAGAGCAGACUGGUUCUCUCUCGUCUCUCACCAAACAGAAAUUAUAAAAGAAGCGAAGCGCUGUCUUGCGGGCUAAUUAUCAACGCCGCGUUAGAUCGAAUGUAUAUCGAGCCAUUUGUCUCAACUUCUGUCCAUCGUGCGUAGCCCUCGAUAUAACCCAGAGGGAAACAUGACCUCGUUUGCCUUAACCGCCGGAGCACAUUAUGUUAAAAGCUUAAAUUUGUUUAUUGCAAAAUCUGGAGAAAGAAUGAAGAAUUUUGAGAUCUUACGACAUCAUAUACCACCACUGAUUCAGACUGCGAGUCUUUCUUGGGGUCAACGACGCUCGAGGUUUAACAUCUUAAGUGUUGGAAGUGGAACGGGAGAGAUGGAUAUGGAAAUCAUGAAAAUUAUUGAGAAAGAAUUGCAGAAAAGUGAUCAAGGUCGCCACAUGAAGAUUUUUAACCGAGCUGUCGAGCCGAAUGGAUAUUCCUGUGGUCUUUACAAAGCUAUCAUUGAAAACUUGCCAAGCCCGCUGAACGAUGAACUGGCAGAGUUCGAAAUUUGCCAGCAGAAAUUUCAAGAGUACAAAGAAAGACAGCAGCGUCAGGAGACCGGCUCAGUGAAGUUUGACAUGGUACAUUUGAUCCACAGUAUCUAUUAUGUUGAUAUCGAACAGACCUUGAUUCAUUGCUUUGAGAAAGAACUCAGCGAGCAGGGAGUGUUCGUUUGUGUCAUAGGUUGUCGAAAUCUAAGGUACUGGGUUUCUCUGAAGCAAAGCAAGCGAUGGCACGGAAAAGACUCGGAUAGCGACAACUACGAAACACAGGAGAAGAUUAUCAAGAUUGCAAACGAGAGAGGCUGGAAGCAUGAAAUAUACAGCCAGGANAUAUGA
Molecule: messenger RNA, 1038 nt
Organism: Orbicella faveolata
Lineage: Eukaryota; Metazoa; Cnidaria; Anthozoa; Scleractinia; Merulinidae
Product: carnosine N-methyltransferase 2-like
Source: RefSeq, a predicted model, not a curated record